Messenger RNA from Sus scrofa (pig), 9948 nucleotides. NCBI's taxonomy places the organism in Eukaryota, Metazoa, Chordata, Mammalia, Artiodactyla, Suidae. The record is from RefSeq and is a predicted model, not a curated record.
CAAGUGUACUGGUGUUGAACAGCUGUGGAAUAACCUGUGCAGGAGACGAAAAAGAAAUUGCUGCCUUCUGUGCUCAUGUGUCGGAACUAGAUCUUUCUGACAACAAACUGGAAGACUGGCACGAGAUCCCUCAGUGGUUCUACUGCUGAACCUCUGGUGAGGUUUCUCAUCUGCAUGGGUGACAGGUCAGACCACAUCUUCCCUUCAGUCAUUUCAUCUCCUAUGUUCACAGCCUAAUUCCCCUGAAUUUGUUUCUUUGGGAAUUAAAAUUUCACAAAGGUUUUGUGCUUUAACCUAAACUUUGACCAGGUAUCUAAGCUUUUGCUAACUGGUGGAAACAGUUAAAUAGUGAUGUAGUUGCUACCUCAGAAGAAUGAUUUAUGUCAAUAGGAAUUAGAACACAGAGUUUACACUGGGCAAUUUAGCCUUUUCCCUGCUUAGACAAAGGUCUGCACUGAAUAUUUCCAGCCCACAUUGACAGAUACAGCCAGAGUCACUUGUUUAUUUUCACUCUAUUUGUGCUCAGUUUGUAUAUGCCUAUAAAUACUCUACAGUCUGUUUUCAGGCAGUUUUCAAAUGAACAUUUGUUGCUGCUACCCUCCAGGUUUUCAUUUUUCAGUUUAUUUUUGUUUCUAUCAUUCCUUUAUAUUUUGCCCUUUGCCUUAACCUUAGUUGAUCCCAAUCUUCCAGAGUAUGUAUCAGAACACUAAGAGAUGGGAGAAAUACUGAGAGUGAAAAAAUAUUGAUUUUUAGGAUUGAUUAAACUCUUUGCCAAGCUGAAAAGUGCCUCACAGGUCGCAGUUUUAAGACAUUACAUUUCAACCCAUUCCAACCCAUGUAUUUGAUUACCAAAAAGAUCAUUUGUCCCUGGCCAUUAACUAAGUUUAUUUCAGCCAGUGUUUGAUACAGCAGUGUGGAAUAAAAUACUAUAGUUUGUUCUUUCUAGUGUUUUUGAAUGAUCACUGAUGGUAAGAGUAACUUCUUUUGUAGUUUAAACCUCUGGCUGCUAUAUGUAGAAACUAAUAUAAAUAUGAGUGAGCCGUGUAAUACUUUGAGAGGAGGUAAAAAUUUGUCUGCAUCCUUCUAAAAUUGGGCGUCUAUGUGUAAGAAAAAAAAAAAGAUGCACUUUAAAAAAAUUUUUUUUUUAGCUUUUGACUUGAAUUUUUUGGCUAGGUAGAUUUUUGUCUGACCUUUCCCAAGGUAUCUCUUUUUUCCUCCUUUCCUUAUCAAAGCCAUUUUAUAAAAGAAAUUAAACUAAGCACUUGAGAGGAGGGAGGAAUUUGCCACUGUGGUAAGGUACAGAAUAGCUGGGGUAUAAAUUACAGAUUGUUAUCUUCUGUCCCUUUCCCCAUUUUUCUUAAAACUUUAGUUUCUUCCUUUUUAAAAGUCGGAGUAGAGGGUCCCCUGUUAAAUCAUGGAGUUGUGUGGAGACCUGGGAGGUGAUCUGAGUUCAUCUCCAUGUUUCUAUACAUGCGUGUCCUCAACUCACCCCAGCUAGAGGCGUCUUUUUUUUUUAUUUUUUAAAUUAAAAAAAGAGGAGAAGUCAGUAUUUUGCCCUAGACACUCACUGAAUGUCAGCCGUUAUUUAUAAGGCACUUUUUGUCAUAAAUAAAUUUACCUGUGUAAUGAAUAGAACAUUUUCCAGAAGCUUAUUGUUAAUUUCAGGUUACCCCCAAAUCUUUUUUAAUUUUAACCUUUUAAAGAAAAUAUUUUUUGUAACAGAUUGUUUUUCUUGCUUGCAUCAUUAAACUAUUGUCCAAUUUUAUCUCUUUUAGGUUCUUCUAAGGCUAACAAGUCAUUAUUUUAAAUCUUUAUUCUCACUGAGCAGUAGUGUAGAUGCAGACUAUGAAGAAAAUCACAUCGCAUGUCUGCUAGCCCUGCAAAUUCUCUCAGAAAUUGCUUUAAAAACUCUGAUAAUCCAUUUUUGGGGGUGUUUUCUUCUUUACUAUAAAAAUAAGAGAGGUGGUGGUAAGCAAAGGGUUUAUGCUUUGUGUUUAUUUAUUGGGGGUUGUACUAAAUUUAAUUAGCAGUCAUUCUUCAUGCUACAGUUGGAGCACAAUUCCUUUUCAUCUUUUCCUGCCCUUAAAAGAGGUCAAGCAUACUAUCAUCAUCUUCUGUGUGAAAGUCCUUCCUAUCAUCAGUAUCCAGGUGGCAGGAUGUAGUAAAGGAUUGGUCCCUGGAUGAACAGUCAAGUUUUAGAAAGAACAUGUGCUGGGUCCUUCUCUGGGGUUCGAAAACUUGUCCUCAACAACAGCAAAGCUUCCUGGGAGACAGUCCACACGAUACUGCAGGAGUUACCAGAUUUGGAAGAGCUCUUCCUGUGCCUUAAUGACUAUGAAACAGUGUCUUGUCCUUCUAUUCGCUGUCAUUCUCUCAAGCUACUACAUAUAACAGACAAUAACCUCCAAGACUGGACUGAAAUACGCAAGUUAGGAGUUAUGUUCCCUUCACUGGACACCCUCGUCCUGGCCAACAAUCAUUUGAAUUCUAUUGAGGAGCCCAAUGAUUCAUUGGCCAGAUUGUUUCCUAAUCUGCGAUCCAUCAGCCUCCACAAGUCAGGUUUGCAGUCCUGGGAAGACAUUGACAAACUAAACUCAUUCCCUAAACUUGAAGAAGUGAGGUUGCUAGGAAUUCCUCUUCUGCAGCCAUAUACCACCGAGGAGCGAAGAAAGUUGGUAAUAGCCAGAUUACCAUCAGUUUCCAAACUUAAUGGCAGUGUUGUCACUGAUGGCGAGCGAGAGGAUUCUGAGAGAUUUUUUAUCCGUUACUAUGUGGAUGUUCCACAGGAAGAAGUGCCAUUCAGGAUGAAUUAUUCAUCAUUACUUAAAAUUUGGGUCUCUUUCAUCUUCGCACUUGUACGGCACCAAGUUCAGCCCAGGGAGCUCAUGUAUCCAUUUUGGCAGAAUGACACCAAAACCCCUAAAGUAGACGAUGGAAGCUCAUCUGAGAUUAAGUUGGCCAUGCCCAUUUUCUUCUUUGGCGUUCCUUACCGCACUGUCUAUGUCAAUAACAACGGCGUUGUUUCCUUCAACGUGCUGGUGAGCCAGUUCACGCCCGAGUCCUUUCCCCUGACGGAUGGGAGGGCCUUCAUUGCCCCAUUUUGGGCAGAUGUGCACAAUGGAAUUCGAGGCGAGAUCUAUUACAGAGAGACCAUGGACCCUGUCAUCUUGAAAAGAGCCACCAAGGACAUCAGGAAGUACUUCAAAGACAUGGCAACCUUCUCUGCCACUUGGGUUUUCAUUGUGACAUGGGAGGAAGUCACGUUUUAUGGAGGGAGCAGCACCACCCCUGUGAACACCUUCCAGGCCGUCCUGGUGUCUGAUGGCUCCUAUACAUUCACGCUCUUCAAUUAUUAUGAAAUCAACUGGACCACUGGGACCGCGAGUGGUGGCGACCCCCUGACAGGUCUUGGGGGAGUGAUGGCACAGGCAGGAUUUAAUGGUGGAAACCUCACCAAUUUCUUCAGCCUUCCGGGGUCAAGAACCCCUGAUAUUGUGAAUAUCCAAGAGACCACAAACGUCAACGUUCCAGGCCGCUGGGCAUUUAAAAUUGACGGGAAGGAAAUUGACCCAGCCAAUGGCUGCACCUCCAGAGGGCAGUUCCUUCGGCGAGGAGAGGUGUUCUGGGAUGACCUGAACUGCACCAUCAAGUGCCGCUGUCUGGAUUUCAACAAUGAGAUCUACUGCCAGGAGGCCCUCUGCAGCCCCUAUGAGGUGUGCGAGCCCAAAGGCAAAUUCUUCUACUGUAGCCCGGUGGAGACCAGCACGUGCGUGGUGUUUGGAGAGCCGCACUACCACACGUUUGAUGGCUUCCUCUUCCACUUCCAAGGCUCCUGUGCCUACCUGUUGGCCCGACAGUGUUUGCAGACUUCCAGCCUCCCCUUCUUCAGCGUGGAGGCCAAGAACGAGCACCGGGGGGGCUCAGCUGUCUCCUGGGUAAAGGAGCUCUUGGUGGAGGUGAAUGGCUACAAGAUCCUCAUCCCCAAAGGAAGCUACGGAAAAGUCAAGGUUAAUGACCUAGUGGCUUCUUUGCCCAUCACCUUAGACUUGGGGGCAGUGAAAAUCUACCAGAGUGGCAUGUCUACUGCCGUGGAGACGGAUUUUGGGCUCUUAGUGACAUUUGACGGCCAGCACUACGCCUCCAUCUCCAUCCCAGGCUCCUAUAUCAACUCCACGUGCGGGCUCUGUGGCAACUACAACAAAAACCCGCUGGAUGACUUCCUCCGCCCCGACGGCAGGCCGGCCAUGUCGGUCCUGGAUCUGGGAGAGAGCUGGCGGGUCUACCACGCUGACUGGAAAUGUGACUCAGGCUGCGUGGACAACUGCACCCAGUGUGACCCUGCCACCGAAGCCCUCUACUUUGGCUCCGACUACUGCGGCUUCCUCAACAAGACCGAUGGCCCCCUGGGGGAAUGUGGCACUGUCGUGGACCCCACGGCCUUUGUGCACAGCUGUGUGUAUGAUCUGUGCAGCGUGAGGGACAACGGGACACUCCUGUGUCAAGCCAUCCAGGCCUACGCCCUCGUGUGCCAGGCCCUGGGCAUUCCCAUCGGAGACUGGCGAAUCCAGACAGGGUGUGUGUCCACCGUGCAGUGCCCAAACUUCAGCCACUACUCCGUGUGCACCAGCAGCUGCCCAGACACAUGCUCGGAUCUGACGGCCUCCCAGAACUGCGCCGUGCCGUGCACAGAGGGCUGCGAGUGCAACGAAGGCUUUGUCCUCAGCACCAGCCAGUGCGUCCCGCUGCACAAGUGCGGCUGUGACUUUGACGGCCACUACUACGCCAUGGGCGAGUUCUUCUGGGCCACGGCCAACUGCACGGUGCAGUGCCUGUGCGAGGAGGGCGGCGACGUGUACUGCUUCAACAAGACCUGCCGCGGUGGGGAGGUGUGCGCUGUGGAGGACGGCUACCAGGGCUGCUUCCCCAAGCGGGAGACGGUGUGUCUGCUCAGCCAGAACCAGGUGCUGCACACUUUCGAUGGCGCCGCCUACGCCUUCCCGGCUGAGUUCUCCUACACGCUCCUCAAGACCUGCCCGGAGGGGCCGGAGUACUUGGAAAUCGACAUCAACAAGAAGAAGCCCGACGCAGGGCCUGCUUGGCUGCGGGGUGUCCGGAUCUUGGUGGCCGAUCAGGAGGUCAAGAUAGGAGGCCUCGGGGCUGCGGAGGUCAAGUUGAAUGGUCAGGAAGUGGAAUUACCUUUUUUCCAUCCUUCGGGGAGGCUGGAAAUUUAUCGAAACAAAAACAGCACGACGGUUGAAUCCAAGGGUAUUGUGACGGUGCAGUACUCAGACGUCGGUCUGCUGUACAUCCGGCUCUCCACCGCCUACUUCAACUGCACAGGGGGCUUGUGCGGCUUCUUCAAUGCAAAUGCCAGUGAUGAGUUCUGUCUCCCCAACGGCAAGUGCACAGACAACCUGGCCGUCUUCCUGGAAAGCUGGACCACUUUCGAGGAGAUCUGCAACGGGGAGUGCGGGGACCUGCUGAAGGCCUGCAACAACGACUCGGAGCUGCUCAAGUUUUACCGCAGCCGCUCCAGGUGCGGCCUCAUCAACGACCCCUCCAACAGCUCCUUCCUGGAGUGCCACAGCGUGGUCAAUGUCACCGCCUACUACCGCACCUGCCUCUUCCGCCUGUGCCAGAGCGGGGGCAAUGAGUCCGAGCUCUGUGAUUCAGUGGCGCGAUACGCGAGCGCCUGCAAGAAUGCCGACGUGGAGGUGGGGCCCUGGAGGACCCAUGACUUCUGCCCUCUGGAGUGCCCAGAGAACAGCCAUUUCGAGGAGUGCAUGACGUGUACGGAGACAUGUGAGACCCUGGCCCUGGGCCCCAUCUGUGUGGACAGCUGCUCCGAGGGGUGUCAGUGUGAUGAGGGCUAUGCCCUGCAAGGCAGCCAGUGUGUCGCCCGGAGCGAGUGUGGCUGCAACUUUGAGGGGCACCAACUUGCCACCAAUGAGACCUUCUGGGUGGACCUGGACUGCCAGAUCUUCUGUUACUGCAACGGCACAGACAACAGCGUCCACUGUGAGACCAUCCCCUGCAAGAGUGAUGAGUACUGCCUGGAGGAAGGCGGCCUGUACUACUGCCAGGCCCGCACUGAUGCCUCCUGCAUCGUCUCGGGCUACGGCCACUACCUGACCUUUGACGGCUACCCCUUUGACUUCCAGACCAGCUGCCCGCUCAUCCUGUGCACCACAGGAAGCAGGCCGAGCUCAGACACGUUCCCCAAGUUCAUCGUCACGGCCAAGAACGAGGACCGGGACCCGUCGCUGGCCUUGUGGGUCAAGCAGGUGGACGUGACUGUGUUUGGCUACAGCAUCGUGAUUCACAGGGCCUACAAGCACACUGUGCUGGUCAACAGUGAACGGCUCUAUCUGCCCCUGAAGUUGGGACAAGGGAAGAUAAACAUCUUUUCUUUUGGCUUCCACGUGGUGGUGGAGACGGACUUUGGCCUGAAGGUUGUGUAUGACUGGAAGACCUUCCUGUCCGUUACGGUCCCUCGGAGCCUGCAGAACAGCACGUCCGGCCUCUGUGGCCGCUAUAACGGCAACCCCGACGACGACCUGGAGCUGCCCAUGGGUGUGCUUGCCUCCAGCGUCAAUGAGUUUGGACAGAGCUGGGUGAAGAGGGACACCUUCUGCCAGGUUGGCUGCGGUGACCGCUGCCCUUCCUGCGCCAAGGUGGAAGGCUUCUCCAAGGUCCACCAGCUGUGCAGCCUGAUCCCCAGCCAGAACUCGGGCUUCACCAAGUGUCACAGCAAGGUCAACCCCACCUUCUUCUACAAGAACUGCCUGUUCGACUCCUGCGUCGACGGGGGCGCCGUGCAGACCGCCUGCAGCUGGCUGCAGAACUACGCCAGCACCUGCCAGACCCAGGGCAUCGCGGUGACCGGCUGGAGGAAUUACACAUCCUGCUCCGUCACCUGCCCCCCCAAUAGCCACUAUGAGAGCUGCGUGAGCGUGUGCCAGCCGCGCUGCGCCGCCAUCCGCCUGAAGAGCGACUGCAACCACUACUGCGUGGAGGGCUGCCAGUGCGACGCGGGCUACGUCCUCAACGGCAAGAGCUGCAUCCUGCCCCACAGCUGCGGCUGCUACUCCGACGGCAAGUACUACGAGCCCAAGCAGCUGUUCUGGAACAGCGACUGCACGCGGCGCUGCCGCUGUUUCCGGCGCAACCUGAUCCAGUGCGACCCGCGCCAGUGCAAGUCAGACGAGGAGUGCGCGCUGCGCAACGGGGUGCGCGGCUGCUUCAGCACCAAGACCUCCUACUGCCUGGCGGCCGGCGGCGGCGUCUUCCGCACCUUCGAUGGCGCCUUCCUCCGCUUCCCUGCCAGCUGCGCCUUCGUGCUCUCCACCAUCUGCCAGAAGCUCCCCGACAUCUCCUUCCAGCUCAUCAUCAACUUCGACAAGUGGUCGUCCCCCAACCUCACCAUCAUUUCGCCCGUCUAUUUCUACAUUAACGAAGAGCAGAUCCUCAUCAACGACCGGAACACGGUCAAGGUAAAUGGCACGCAAGUGAAUGUCCCUUUUAUAACCGGGUUGGCAACCAAAAUCUACAGCCGCGAGGGGUUCCUGGUGAUUGACACCAGCCCUGACAUCCAGAUAUUCUACAAUGGUUACAACGUCAUAAAAAUCAGCAUCAGUGAGAGGCUGCAGAACAAAGUGUGUGGCCUUUGUGGCAACUUCAAUGGGGACUUAACCGAUGACUACGUGACCUUGCGGGGGAAGCCGGUGGUGAGCAGCGUGGUGCUGGCUCAGAGCUGGAAAACCAAUGGCAUGCAGAAGAGCUGCAAUGAGCUGCAGUUCUCCCAGUACGCGGCCAUGUGUGACAACGUACAUAUCCAGAUGAUGCAGGGGGACGGCUACUGCCUGAAGCUCACGGACAUGAAGGGCUUCUUCCAGCCCUGCUACGGGCUCCUCGACCCCCUCCCCUUCUACGAGUCCUGCUACCUGGACGGCUGCUACAACCAAAAGAAGUUCCAGCUGUGCGGCUCCCUGGCUGCCUACGGAGAGUCCUGCCGCUCCUUCGGGAUUCUCAGCACCGAGUGGAUCGAGAAGGAGAAUUGCUCAGGAGUGGUUGAAGACCCCUGUGUGGGGGCAGACUGUCCCAACCGAACCUGUGAGCUGGAAAACGGAGGGGAGCUGUGCGGCUGCAUCGAGCCGCCUCCCUAUGGAAACAACUCCCAUGACAUCAUCGACGCCGAGGUAACCUGCAAGGCGGCCCAGAUGGAGGUGUCCAUAUCCAAGUGCAAACUCUUCCAGCUCGGCUUCGAGAGGGAGGGCGUUCGGGUCAAUGACAGGCAGUGCACUGGCAUCGAGGGGGAAGACUUUAUCUCCUUCCAGAUCAACAACACCAAAGGGAAUUGCGGAAACAUCGUGCAGUCCAAUGGCACUCAUAUCAUGUAUAAAAACACAAUUUGGAUCGAAAGUGCCAACAAUACUGGCAACAUCAUCACGAGGGACAGGACGAUCAAUGUGGAAUUUUCGUGUGCUUAUGAACUGGAUAUCAAGAUCUCCUUGGAUUCUGUCGUGAAGCCAAUGCUAAGCGUCAUUAACCUGACAGUUCCCACCCAAGAAGGCAGCUUCACCACCAAGAUGGCACUGUACAAAAACGCCUCCUACAAGCACCCCUACCGCCAGGGUGAGGUAGUGCUGACCACCCGGGACGUGCUAUACGUCGGGGUCUUUGUGGUCGGAGCCGACUCAACACAUCUGAUCCUGACGCUGAACAAGUGCUAUGCCACCCCCUCCCGAGACAGCAAUGACAAGCUCCGAUACUUCAUCAUCGAAGGAGGGUGUCAGAACAUUAAAGACAACACCAUCGGCAUCGAGGAGAACGGUGUCUCCCUCACCUGUCGCUUUCACGUCACGGUCUUCAAGUUCAUUGGGGAUUAUGACGAAGUCCACCUUCACUGCGCAGUGUCCCUCUGUGAUUCAGAAAAGUACUCCUGUAAAAUAAAUUGCCCUCAAAAUUCCAGGAUUGCCACAGAUUAUACCAAGGAACCUAAAGAGCAGAUCAUUUCAGUGGGACCUAUUAGGAGAAAAAGGCUGGACUGGUGUGAGGACAAUGGAGGGUGUGAGCAGAUUUGCACAAGCCGGGUGGAUGGGCCUCUGUGUAGCUGUGUGACAGGAACCCUGCAGGCGGAUGGCAAGAGCUGCAGAGCCUCUAAUUCUUCCAUUGAACUUCAAAUUUGGACGCUGCUUCUCCUCAUGACCCAGAUUUCAUUAUGGCGUUUUGUCUAUAAAUCAGGCAUGACCUCAUAAUUAACUCCAGGUUGCUAAAUAUGAAGUGCUGUCAUUUACUCACUUCACCUCCCCGUAGGAUAAAAGGUGUGUGCCCUUAAGUCAAAACCUGUUUGAAAUUGUCCACUAUCUCAAAGUGAUGCCACCUGCCCCCAAUGGUCAGCGCUCCAGAAAAGAGGGAGACGCUAUGCUCCUCUUUCAAAGUAAGCCACGGGGCUUCUAAAGGCAGAUUUCCUGCCUCCUCUUUCCAAACAGUUGUCACUAUAAACUGGUUCACAAGAAAAACGGAGGAAAUGGAAGGAAGAGAUUCUGGUUAGACAAGUCUCUCCUGAAAUCUGACCAGAGACAUCUGUCCAACAAAUGCUGUUUCUGGAUCAGUUUAUACAGAGAUAGGGCCUGUUGGGACGAUAUUGAACAUUGAGAAGCAGUGAUUGGAGGUUUUGCCUCCCUCUGAGGAAGUUCUCCGAUGUUUGGAAGCGUCUGACCUCUGAGACGUCUGUGCUACCCCCCACCCCCCAUUCAUACAGAACCCCUUCCCUGCCCUCGUGUCCUCCAGCCUCGCCAUGGCCGCGUGGCCACUGCGUAUACUGUUUUGGGACCUGGGGAACCCCCCCUCACCCGUCCCCUCAGACCCCAACUCUUCUCUUUUACAAAUCAACCAAAUAAUUUUUCAUGUGUUUUAUGCUUAAAUAAACUGUGUUCAAUUAUUUCA